Molecule: messenger RNA, 1538 nt
Organism: Plectropomus leopardus (leopard coralgrouper)
Lineage: Eukaryota; Metazoa; Chordata; Actinopteri; Perciformes; Serranidae
Gene: pigm
Product: phosphatidylinositol glycan anchor biosynthesis, class M
Biological process (GO): GPI anchor biosynthetic process
Cellular component (GO): membrane; glycosylphosphatidylinositol-mannosyltransferase I complex
Molecular function (GO): alpha-1,4-mannosyltransferase activity; GPI mannosyltransferase activity
Source: RefSeq, a predicted model, not a curated record
GGAAUGGCACUUCCGGAUAACUUCCUGGUGGUAAAUUUUCAAAAACGAAUCUCUUAUUACUAAAAUAUGCGGACAAUUUUUCCACAAAUCUCUUUAACCGCAGGUUAAAAUGAGAGAAGCGGACACUUUGGUUAACAUAUUACAGCGUAAAGACUACAAGCUAACGCUAGCUAGCUUAGCUCCCAGUGCUGCGUGCUAAUCUGGUUUCCCUGUGUGGUUUAUGAUGGAGAGACUCAUAACAAAGCUCACAGAGAGACGCGUCCUUUUCACGGCUUCACUCGCUAUAAGACUCGCUUUGGUCGCCUAUGGAGACUACCAGGACAGGACUAUGGUGGUGAAGUACACUGACAUCGACUACCAUGUGUUCACAGAUGCUGCGAGAUUCAUAACAGAGGGGGAGACCCCGUACAACAGAUCAACGUACCGCUACACCCCUCUCCUCGCCUGGCUGCUCACCCCUAACAUCUAUCUCAGCAUGGUAUUUGGCAAGAUCCUCUUCAUUGUGUGUGAUAUGCUGUCUGGACUACUCAUCUACAGAAUCCUCCGCCUGCGAGGUCUGGGCUCUGAGGCUGCACGUCGUGUUUGUUCCUUGUGGCUCCUCAACCCGCUGCCCAUGGGAGUAUCCAGCAGAGGGAACGCUGAGUCAAUCCUGGCAGCCCUGGUGCUAGGGACUCUACUUUGCAUGGAAGCCCGGCAUCUGACGUGGGCAGCCAUACUCUAUGGUCUGUCAGUCCAUAUGAAGAUCUACCCUGUAACAUAUGCUCUGCCCAUCGCACUGAUCCUGCGCACGCCAGAGACCAAAUCAGAGGAGGACAGAAAGCCAUGGAGGAGGAUCGCUGGGUUUAUUGGAAGCUUCCUCAACCGGAACCUGUUCCUCUUUGCAAGUGUGGCCGGAGGAGUUUUCUGUCUUCUUACAGCGCUCUUCUAUUACAUGUAUGGAUGGGAGUUCCUUCAUGAGACGUACCUGUACCAUCUAACCAGACGGGACAUUAGACACAACUUCUCUCCGUACUUCUACAUGCUCUACCUCACAUCAGACAGCAGGUGGAGCCAGUGGCUCGGCUUGGCGGCAUUCCUGCCACAACUCAUCCUGCUGUUGGCGGCAUCGUGGGCCUUUCACUCUGACCUGGCCUUUUGCUGUUUCCUGCACACAGCCAUCUUUGUCUCUUUCAACAAAGUCUGCACUUCACAGUACUUCCUGUGGUACCUGUGUCUGCUCCCUCUGGUCAUCCCUCACCUGAGUCUGUCACUAAAACAGGGAGUGGGACUGUUGCUCCUUUGGUUUGCCGGACAGGGUAUCUGGUUGGGCCCAGCUUACUUCCUGGAGUUUGAAGGCCACAACACCUUCCUGUUGAUCUGGCUCGCUGGAUUGCUCUUCUUGAUCAUCAACUCCUCAGUCUUGAUUCAGAUCGUCGCCCAUUACAAACCAACUCAAACUGCACAGAGAGUGAAGGCUGAAUGACAUUUCAGUAACUGAAACAGAAGAGGAUGGACUGCUGUGUGGAUGCAUGUCAAAAAUAAAGUUUGUAUUUUGUUUA